This is a messenger RNA of Exophiala oligosperma, 1872 nucleotides long. RefSeq lists its product as uncharacterized. Gene Ontology annotation, molecular function: flavin adenine dinucleotide binding; monooxygenase activity. NCBI's taxonomy places the organism in Eukaryota, Fungi, Ascomycota, Eurotiomycetes, Chaetothyriales, Herpotrichiellaceae. The record is from RefSeq and is a predicted model, not a curated record. The transcript has 9 exons. The coding region runs from base 1 to 1872 and encodes 623 amino acids.
AUGGGCUCUCUAGGAGCUGAAAAGAUCGUGUCGCUCAAAGACACCAACACUCUCCUCUUCGAGUCCUUACCGGCUUCUCUACCGCACACACGACUCCCAGAUGACGUGGGCAUAGAUGACGUGGGCAUAGAUGCCGUUGCCACCGCGGGCGUCGCGCUCCUGGACACCCUACACGAGAACCAAUCCGAUCUCGUCGACGGCGUUGUCUGGAGAGACCUAUGCGCACUGACAGGGACAUUCCGGACCUUUUAUGGUGUGCAACGCGUAUGGUCAGUCUGGAACAAGCUGUCUCGAACUCACCAGCCGUGCAACUUUAAAGUAAUCCCCGGCACUGCAGAAGUGGUCCAUGCCGGAGACAGUUCUUCAUGGAUCAUGACUGCUUACGAAUUCGAGUGUCGUGGCGACCCAGCGACCAAGUGCUCCGGCUUCGUCGGCCUCGUUCCCGACCCCGCCUCCCCUUCGCAAUGGAAGAUCUGGAUGUUCACCACCCUCCUCGAGGAGUUGAUUGGCUUUCCCAAUCCCGACGUGGCUGCAGCGCCAAAAACGAAGACGAACGGCGUCAUCACGAACGGCGAUUCGUCUCACCAUACUACUAGCGAAGACGAUGAUUUCCAAGUUGUCGUCGUUGGAGCCGGGUUCUCUGGUUUGGCCGUCGCUGGCCGUCUCCACGCAAUGGGAAUCAAGGUCGUUGUCAUAGAGAGAAAUCCUGAACUCGGCGAUAACUGGAAGAAUCGAUAUGAAUCUGCUCGAUUUCACACGACGAAAGAAUAUUCAGACUUCCCGCUUGGGCGCCUGUUUGCACCCGAAGACGCCAAAUUCCCUGGUCGUCUUGACCUGGUCCGGCUAUACAAGAAAUACGUCAAACGUCAUGGUCUUGAUGUCAGGUGUUCUUCGAGUCUCCAGAAUGCGUCUUACGAGACAGAAGACAACCUUUGGACACUGGAUAUCCAAAGCUUUGGAGAUACCAUCAGAUUCCGUACACGGCAUCUGGUCCUGGCAAUCGGUGGACUGGGUGCGAUUCCAAACAUGCCAAAAUUGCCCAACCGAGACCUCUUCAAAGGAGAAGUGAUGCAUUCCUUCGACUACAGGUCUGCACGUGCCUGGAAAGGAAAGGUUGGAGUGGUGGUAGGAUCUGCAAACACAGCACACGACGUGGCUGAAGACAUGGUCGACGCUGGACUCUCGUCUGUGACAUUAGUUCAGCGCAGCCCGACCCCGGUCUUUCCGAUAGAAUGGUACAAAGAAUUGAUGGAUGCACACUAUACGGCGAGCAGCGACUUGGAGUUUGCCGACAGAAGAACGAUUUCUCUUCCAGUUGCUAUUUCUCGACUCAUCGGAGUGGAGUAUUACAAGGGUCGCAUGGCACGAGAGCCUGAACGGCUCAAUGCACUGGAGCAAGCUGGAUUUGCCAUCGAAAAAUCUGGAGACAUGGUCAAAUGUGCCUUUGGUGACGGUGCCGGAGGCCAUCAUACCGAUGUUGGUGGCGGCGCCAAAAUAGUUGCUGGCCAGAUCAAGGUCAAGUCCCCUGCGACAGUGACCGAGUUUACUCCUACUGGUCUUCGCUUCGCCGACGGAAGCGAACUCGAAGCAGGUGCCAUUGUAUUUUGCACGGGGUUUCACACCAACAUGCUUCCAGAAGCGGUCAAGAUUCUGGGUACUUCGAUGAAAAGCCAGCUGGAGAACUUCUGGGGCAUCGAUCAGGAGGGCGAAUUGCGCGGCGCCUUCAAGAAAAUGAAACAACCUGGCGUUUGGUUUAUCGGUGGAGGAGCGCCAUGGGCCCGGUUUGGAUCUCGGUUUCUGGCAUUGCAGAUCCAAUCAGACCUUGUUGGACGGCCAUUGAAGACGUACAAAACCCACCAGCAGGAUCUGUGA